Messenger RNA from Penaeus vannamei (Pacific white shrimp), 1526 nucleotides. Lineage: Eukaryota; Metazoa; Arthropoda; Malacostraca; Decapoda; Penaeidae. The record is from RefSeq and is a predicted model, not a curated record.
AUCAGCCCCGAGUGCGCCGUGACGCAGUGGACAGACUGGUCCCCCUGCACGAGGACCUGCGGCGAGGGCACCAUGUCCCGCCACCGCAUCCCCUUCGCCCCGAGCUUCGAGCACUGCAACGUGCACACCAACGACGUCAAGAAGUGCAGCGAGCGAAUCAACUGCACGAUCCACCCGUCGGAGAGAGAAGAGGUGUGCAUGCAGGAGAAGGAGGAAGGACCUUGUCGCGCCGUCCUCAAGCGCUUCUACUACGACGUCGACCACCAGCAGUGUCGCCAGUUCACGUACGGAGGCUGCAGGGGCAACAGGAACAAUUUCGAGACCUAUGACGAGUGUGCGAUGGCGUGCGAGGUCAAGACUCGUACGCCUUUGCCCACUAGGAACAGUGUAGCCGACGUCGACUGCCAGGUCAGUCCGUGGAGCGAGUGGACCGGCUGCUCCAAGACCUGCGGCAAGGGAUGGGUAUCCAGGACUAGGGAGAUUCUGGUCUUCCCUCAGCACGAAGGUCGCCCGUGCCCCAAGAAACUCAGAAGAAGACGCAAGUGCAUCAACCCCAAGUGCAACGACGGCUACAACGGCCUCCAGAGCAUGAGUCUCCACCGCGAGGUCCCGCACGAGUCCUACCACGAAGCCCCCCGCCAGCCGGCCGAGGACAACCACAGCCACCAGGAGUCCUACAUGCCCUACCCCGAGACCAGUCACCACCGCCUGUACCCCGAGACCAACCCCGCCUACGCCGAGACCAGCCACCGCCUGUACCCCGAGACCAACCCCGCCUACGCCGAGACCAGCCACCGCCUCUACCCGGAGACCAACCAAGCCUACCGCGAGACGGAGCGGCCCUACCGCGAGAACUACCACACCUACAGGGAGGGCUACCGACCUCCUGUCCAGGAGCAAGGGCCAGACCACCCCUUCCCGACGACCUCCUCCUACUACCCCUACGAGUACCUGGCGCCCUCGCUCUUCAACCCGCCCCCCCUCAACGCCGGCGCGGAGGAGGCCCACAAGGAGGUGGACGACGGCGAAAAGGUCGACUGCGUAAUGGGCGAAUGGGGCCCGUGGUCACCCUGCACCCAUUCGUGCGGUUCCGAAGCGCUACAGCAGCGUUCUCGCACCGUGAUCGCCGAACCGAGGAACGGGGGAACGGCGUGUGAAGAUCGCUUGCAACGCCGCUAUUGCACGCUGCCUCCCUGCCCUCACCCUAGGUAUGUAGACUUCAGGUCCAUACCAUGGAGUAUAAAGUAUUAAAUAAAAGGGAAAAAAUGAGAUGUCAUACAGGAGGAAUUAGCAAAAGGCUGAGGGUGGACCGGCAACUUGCAAGAGGGGAUUCAUCCACAUACUCACCUGCAACUCUGAAGAAGAAAAGACACACAAAAUGAAAUACUCAUUAUGAGUGAACCUGGAUGACCUAUGAUGGCUGGAGUUAAUGAGCUCGUUUUGUGACUGAGAACAUGAGGAGAAACGAAGGAGAGAGAUAAAUUUUUAGAAAUAUGUAAAUAGAUAAGAGUGAGUGGGGAAGAGAA